CUAUUCGCCAGUACGGGCUUAGGCGUCGCGACGUCGAGUCAGUUACAUCACACGAACUUCCGCGUUCGAGCGCGCCAAAAUUCUGUAGCUUACGUCAUCCAUACGUCAUAAUACAAAUAUUAUAUAAGUACUCUAUACACGUGGUACAUGAACUGUCAAAUUAUUUAAUCGCCAUUUUAAGCUCUAGUGUCUACAGAAUAGUAUUGAAAAUCGAUUGUUUGAUAAAUAUCGCGUGUGUUCUAUAAUACCUGUUUUUUUUCAAUGUCACGAGUAAGAUAAUGAUUUGUCUCUAAAUGUAAUGAUAGUGGAUAUUUUAAUGUGUGUGGACGAUGUGAGUCCAACGUGGUGUACGCUUUAGUUAAUUUUAAGUAAUUAAUUUAUUGAUUGUGAUAUUUUUAAACGCUUAUUAAUAUAAUAGAAGAAAUAAAAAUGGACUUCAUAAUCGGCGGUCUAGCCGGCGCCGGCGCAACUAUAUUCACAAACCCGAUGGACGUUGUGAAGACUCGGCUGCAGCUACAAGGAGAGCUGCGCGCGCGCACAGAGACUAACACUCGAUAUAGGGGGAUAUUUCACGCGCUGUAUGUUAUCGCGAGGGCUGACGGUGCCAUGGCGUUGCAGAAGGGGCUUGCUCCAGCUAUGGUGCUUGGGUUCACUAUGAAUUCUGUCAGGUUGGGCAUGUACCACGUAGCAGAAGUGAAUGGCUGGACAAAAAACAAGAACGGUGACAUAAGCAUAGAGAAGGCAAUAUUCUGGUCAGGCGUGAGCGGUAUUAUGAGCGGCGUCACUGGCAACCCAGCCUCUGUGGUGAAGACCAGGAUACAGGCUGCUGCACAUCCCAGCAUAGCUGUUGGGAGACAGCAUAAAUAUAAAGGAAUGUGUGACGGAGUAGUCACGAUCUACAAGACUGAGGGUCUGCGAGGCUUCUUCGCGGGAGUCUCCGCGACCUGCACGAGGCUAGCUAUAGGAAGUGCAGCACAGCUCACCACAUUCUCCAAAGCCAAAGAAGCGUUGCAGUCGCACGGCUUUUUCACAAACUCCCCCCUUGGACUCGCAUUCGGGGCCAGUGCUGUCAGCGGCGUGGUGGUAGCCUUAGCCAUAUGCCGCUUCGACGUCACCACCGUCCGUUUAUACAACCAGGGUUCUGCCGUCAGCGGUGCCGUCUUAUACAAUGGAGUUCUCGACUGCCUCUCAAAAAUAUACAGAACCGAAGGCAUUCACGGUCUCUACAAAGGACUAGGACCACUCUACCUGAGGAUAGCCCCUCACACUACCCUCUCCCUCGUUAUAUGGGACGUGCUCAACAACCUCUUAGCGAAAAGUAAAAUAGAAGAAAAAGUUGUGGUUUAAUCUGGAGUUUUAUUUCACAUAAUAAAAUACUUCAAAAACAAAAACUCAAAUCAUGCUUGGAAAGCGAUGGGUGGCGUAAAAUGUAUUUCCCAUUCGAGGUCUAGUGAGCUACUUUCUGAACUAUCAUCUUCAUCAUCUGCACUACAGCAACUGCAUUCCGACUCUUUUAGUUCUUCAUCACUGCAAGUGCAUUCUGGAUUAUUAGGAUCGUAUAUCCCAAUGGCCUGGUUAUACGCUCUAAGGCAUGUCUUCUCGCAAACUUCAGGGUGGUACGGGUCCACCCAGACUUUAUCUACGGCUUCUUUGGUAAGACGACGUUGCUUUCUCAGCCGUUUUUGUAUCCUUUCCUCAUUGUCCUCUCGAGUUAUCCUGUAGACGAGAGGAGUAUACUGGUCUAAGUUGACGUCACUAUCUUCGGGAGAUGCCUGCAUUUCGACACGAUACUCCCCAUUCUUCUUACUAAUAAUGAGCGUCGGUUUGUCUUCCACACGCUUCUUCGUCUUUUUGGUCAGCUUUACUUUCUUCUCAGUGUGGGUUUGACGCUUUGCGUUAUUCAAUUUCCUUAGAAGACGUUUGGAUAUUGCGCCUGGUUUCCAACCCGCAUUGGGAAUCUGUUGAAUUCAAUUUUAUUGCAAGUUAAUUGAACUCAAUUAGUUUUGAAAAAUUAAUUUUGUACAAUAUACGCAAACAAAACAAAAUAAAAUAAAAUAAAUGCUUACUUGCGUCCGUUCACUGCUCUUUGUUAUAUACCUAGAUAUGUGAUGCUUUUCUUAAUCGCACCAAUUAAAAUGCUAUUUUCUGAGCAGGCACUUAUGUAGGUAGGUGUAUGUGUAUUGUAAAAGUUGACUAGGAGUUUUAUAAAACAAGAAACUAAAGGAUGAAGUCGAUAAGAAUACUAUGGAAAAGGUUAAGUAAAAA
Helicoverpa zea (corn earworm) is the source of this 2265-nucleotide messenger RNA. Its product is annotated as solute carrier family 25 member 35-like. Lineage: Eukaryota; Metazoa; Arthropoda; Insecta; Lepidoptera; Noctuidae. The coding region runs from base 430 to 1347 and encodes 305 amino acids. The record is from RefSeq and is a predicted model, not a curated record. The transcript is spliced from 6 exons.